ACGUGCAAUGGCCUGGGGAUUUUGGUCUGCAAGUACUGUCUCAGAUCGAGGACGUUCACCACGACGUGCCACUGCUGCAACGUCAUCAGCGAUCUAUUAUCAGCCUCAGCAACAGCAAUGCACUGUAUCUAUGAAUCAUUGCACACAGCCUGAAGAAUCAAAUAUUCAAGUUAUGCCAAUACAACAGCAACAACAACAGAAUACAAUGACAUCGGUUUGUGGAAGUCCUUGUCAAAGUACGAAUCAAUUAACUGACAUUAUAUGUCGAGCUGUUCAACCAUCAAUUCAGUCAGCGACAAACACAUUGACAAGGAAUGCAUCGCUUCGAGAUACAGGAGAUUACGCAAUACCUCAACCACAUCCACAUCAUCAUAUAAUGAGAUCAAAGUCACCAUCAUCAAUAAUUCGAUGUGGAUCAUGUCCUGGUUCGACGGGGGUUUCAAGACGUGGUUCGAGCUCUGAAUCAAGCCCUGCAGGAACCGUUGGACAUGUAAGUGUCUUAGGUGGAAGUGAUGGAGCUAGUGUUAUAGGUCAAGGUGGUUACUAUACCGACACAACUCAUUACGAUCGAAUGCCAAUGCCAAUACCAAUCGUUUCUAUUCCACCACACAUGAGCAACAUGCAUUCGGAAGAUGAAAUCGAACCAGCUUAUGCUACGGUCUUUCCAAAUCCAACCACAAACAUUCCACAACCCCAGCAACAACAACAAAUAAAUUAUCAAACGGAAGAUCGAAGUAUUUAUCGUCGAGGCGCGAGACGGUGGAGAAAGUUAUACAGAAUAAACGGGCAUAUAUUUCAAGCUAAACGUUUUAAUCGAAAAGCAUUUUGCACAUUUUGUCAUGAUCGAAUUUGGGGAUUGGGAAAACAAGGAUUCAAAUGCAUUCAAUGUAAAUUACUUGUUCAUAAGAAAUGCCAUAAACUUGUUCAGAGACCAUGCGGUAAAGAUUACAGUGAUGGUAUAACAACAGACAGUGGUGAGACCACUGAAGAUUUUCUGUUUCAAGUGAUUUUAGAAAAGGCAAUUCGCAUUCCUCGCUCACUUAGCGUUAAAUCUGCCUCGGUUUUGAAAGGAUUUUUGAAUAAAAGUCCCGCUGAAAGACUCGGAUGUCAGCGGGAAAACGGAUUUCUCGACAUCAUUAAUCAUCAAUUCUUCAAGACUAUUGACUGGGAGAUGCUCGAACAAAAGCAAGUUAUGCCACCAUUUCAACCUCGUCUCGAAAACGACCGUGACUUGACAAAUUUUCCACCAGAAUUCACCGACGAACCAGUUCAUCUGACACCAGACGAAGAUCGUAUUAUUGAGAAAAUUGAUCAAUCAGAAUUUGAAGGUUUUGAAUAUGUUAAUCCAUUGUUGAUGACGUUUGAUGAUUGCGUCUGACACAACUCAAACUGUCAAUAUCAUCCUAAUUACAACAUGCAGAAUUAUGAAGAUUCGAGUGAAUAUGAUUCAGUUGCGGAUGAGAUGAAUCUUCUUCACAUGCGUGAGAUACAACCAGCACCAUCGAAGAGUCUUCUGCAACAUAUGUUUUGCCUUCCAUUGAACUAAAGAAUUUUAGCGGCAGAAUAAUGUUAAUGUGGUUCUAGGAUAAUUUAAAAAAAUGAAAUAAGAAGAAAACAUUGCAAAUAAUAACAAAACUUGAAUUUAGCAACAAAUUUAUUUACUCAUUUCUUGCACAAAAACAAAAUGUUUAACGCAUAAAAGUUGUAGGUGAAAAUGAAAUUAGAACAAAGAGAAAAAAAAAACAAAAAUCUUUUAAUGUUAUGUAUUUUAAAGCCCUGAAGAAUUACUAAACCAAUAUGAAACGAUAAACUUGCACAAUGGGGUCAAUUUAACGAAAUUAAAUAUAUAAAAGUAAAUAAAAAUUUUACAUAAAAAAGACGAAUGAUAACAUUGAUAAUGAAACGUCCAUAUUGAGACUGUUGCUGUCGUAGGGGAUAAAGACGAAUGAACAAACGAAUGAUAACUGUUCAGAUAAAUAUCUAAGUAAGUAACAACAUCAAUAAACUUUUCAUUUUUCUCUUCUUUUUUAUCCAAAACAGCAGAAACAAGCUCAAUUUUCUUUUAGCAUAUUUAUCACUUGAUUCACUCUUUCAAACUUUACAAAAGAAUUAAACAAGCAACUCAAAUCUAAAGACUUACCUCUUGGGUGUAACAAAAAACAUGACACAGAAGCAACAUAGAUAAUGAAUUUAAAAAAGAGAAAAUCUAAAUUGUAGCAUAAAGUGAAUAAAAAAUUUCUUUGUUUAUAGUUCUGUGAAUCAUUUUUAUUGUUCCACUUAGAGAAAAUCAAAGAAAAUUGCACUUUGCUCCCUGUUAUUGUUUUCAUUAUGAUAAAACAAAAAAUUUAUGGAAAAAGCUCCUGGUUAAAAUUGUAAAAAUUAAGAGAAAUGAUGGAAAAUAUUUUAAUCCUCUUUGUUAGACUAAAAAAAGCGAAUAGUAUAUCCUAUCUAAAAAUUGUUGUUAAUUGAAAUUGUGAUUUAUGGUGCUUGAGUUUUGAAGCUACAGUCCAGGAUGUGAAUGGAUGUGUAAAUCUGUCUGUGUACGUGUGUGGAUUGAUGAAAAUUGAAUUUUUUGGCAAAUACAUUAAUGUAGAUAAAAGCUUUUUUAUGUUCACUUCGAAAAAAUCGAAAUUGAAUUUCGACUGUAGCUUCACAAUCUCCUACACCAAUAAGUAGUAGAAAAGUCAUUAAUUUGUUUAACCGCAAUUAAAUUUCUAAUUGUUCAUUAAAAAACUGUUUCAGACUUAAUCGACUCAACAAUCAGAAAAAUUAUUUCUCAUUUUUGUUUUGAUAUAAAAAUCCUAGAAAAUAAAUGAAAAAUUAAAAAAUAAGCAGAAAGAAAAAUUACUCCGAGCAUUAAUAAAAUUAAUAAAACUUGGUCUGAG
Molecule: messenger RNA, 2885 nt
Organism: Clunio marinus
Lineage: Eukaryota; Metazoa; Arthropoda; Insecta; Diptera; Chironomidae
Source: the annotation of a GenBank genome assembly